Messenger RNA from Myotis lucifugus (little brown bat), 2099 nucleotides. Its product is annotated as tigger transposable element-derived protein 1-like. Gene Ontology annotation, cellular component: nucleus. The transcript has 3 exons. The record is from RefSeq and is a predicted model, not a curated record. The annotation marks the transcript as partial. Lineage: Eukaryota; Metazoa; Chordata; Mammalia; Chiroptera; Vespertilionidae. Gene Ontology annotation, molecular function: DNA binding.
AUGGCUCCUAAGCGAAAGGCAGAUUCUUCUGAUGGCAGUUCUACGAAAAGAAGGAAAACCACAAUGGAAGUGAAAGUAGAUGUAAUAAGACGCUCAGAAAAGGGCGAAACACCCAGACACAUCGGCCGGUUGCUUGGCCUCAGUCCUACGACUGUCUCCACGAUCAUCCGCGAUAAAAAUCGUGCACUUGACCAUGUGAAAGGAUCUGUUCCUAUGAAAUCAACUGUGAUUACAGAGCAACGCAGGGAUCUCAUGAUUGAGAUGGAAAGAUUAUUAGUGCUUUGGCUGGAUGACCAGCAUCAACGGCGUAUCCCAGUUAGCCUGAUGUUGAUUCAGGAGCAGGCUAAAAGAUUGUUUGAGGCCUUGAAAAAAGAAAAGGGGGAAGGGAGUGAAAGGGAAGAGUUUGUGGCUAGUAAAGGCUGGUUUAUGUGUUUUAAGGCUCGUGCUAAUUUGCAUAAUCUUAAGGUGCCAUGGGAAGCUGCUAGUGGUGAUGUGAAAGCAGCAGGUGAUUUUCCUAGUGCGAUGGCUGAGAUAAUUAGGGAGGGGGGUUACUGUGAUAAACAAGUGUUUAAUGUGGAUGAGACAGGCUUGUUCUGGAAGCCCAUGCCUACACGUAUGCACAUUGCCAAUGAGGAGAAGACAGCAUCAGGCCAUCAAGCCAGCAAGGAGAGACUGACUUUGCUACUUGGGGCUAAUGCUGCUGGUGACUUCAAGCUGAAGCCCUUGGUGUGUCUGGCUGAGAAUCCAAGGGCAACCAAGGGCAUAUGGAAGGGUCAACUACCUGUCAUCUGGAAAUCUAACAAGAAGGCCUGGGUGACACUUGGCGUAUUUGAGGACUGGUUCACCAACCAUUUUGUGCCAGAAGUGAAGGACUACUGUGCUUCCAAGGGGCUUCCCUUUAAGGUGUUGCUAGUGCUGGGCAGUGCCCCUGGUCACCCUGCCGAUCUGAAUGACUUUCAUCCAAAUGUCAAGGUGGUUUACCUUCCACCUAACAUCACCUCCCUUUUACAGCCUAUGGACCAAGGUGUCAUUGCUUUUUUCAAGGCCUACUACCUCCGAAGGACAUUUGCUAUGGCUUUUCGGGCAACUGAGGAUAAAGAGUUGACUCUCAGUGACUUUUGGAAAUCUUACAAUGUUCUUGCUGCUGUAAAGAACAUUUCUGAUUCUUGGGUUGAAGUUAAGCAGACGAACCUGAAUGGUGUUUGGAAAAAAUUGUGUCCCCAGUUUGUGAAUGAUUUCCAUGGCUUUGAGGAUUCAGUUGAGGUUGUCAUCCAGAAUGUCGUUGAGCUGAGUAAGCAGCUUGAUUUGGAGGUGGAGGCUGAGGAUGUCACAGAGCUGUUGGCAUCUCAUGGAGAGGAGCUAUCUACCCAGGACCUCAUUCAAGUGAAACAGCAGUUAAUUGAAGAGGAAGACACACCAACCCCAGAGCCCAAGAGAUUUACAAGCAAGGAACUGGCAGGGGCCUUUGCCAUGAUAGAGGAUGCCUUGGCAAGGUUUGAGGCUCAGGACCCCAACAUUGACAGGUACACUAAGGUUGCCAGAGGGGUCAUGGAUAGCCUGCAGUGUUACAAGGAGAUUUGGGAGGACAAGAAGAAGGCAUCCUUCCAGACUAGCCUUGAACAUUAUUUUAAGAAGGUAGAGAGGCCUGCAACAGAUCCUGUACCCUCUACCUCAUACGCCUCUCCAGACUCUCCUGACCCAGUAUCACAUGCACCUUCUGCAGGUCCUGCCUCUCCAGACUCACCUGACCCAGUAUCUCCAGCACCUUCUGCAGGAUCUGCCUCUCCAGACUCACCUGACCCAAUAUCUCCAGCACCUUCUGCAGGUGCUGCCUCUCAAAACUCCUCCCCUCAGCAGCCUAGUGUAAGCCUGUCUUUCCCUCCUUUACAAAGUCCAGUGUGCAAGCCAACAACAAUAGUAAAGAUAAGGACCUUGGUGAACGCCUGUGCCAGGAGAGUUCAUACUACAGAAAAGCCCUACGAGUGUACUGAUUGUGGGAAGGUCUUCAGUGAAAGCACUGCUCUCAUUAAACACAACAGAGUUCACAUUGGAGAAAAGCGUUAUGAGUGUAGUGAAUGUGGGAAGUCCUUCAGACAAAG